Molecule: messenger RNA, 4456 nt
Organism: Varroa destructor (honeybee mite)
Lineage: Eukaryota; Metazoa; Arthropoda; Arachnida; Mesostigmata; Varroidae
Source: RefSeq, a predicted model, not a curated record
UGCGCUACAUCUAUAGGAGCAUGGCCACAUCAGACCCCUAAAGGGGUUCAAGUAUUAAUGUUAUGUUCGUUUCUCCAAUCGUUCUUCUUUGGGCGAAACUCGUUCUCAGUUGCUACGCCGACGACUUCCCCGAAACGAAGUUAUUGAUCGCAGUGAAGAAAGACUAGACCAGAACAUCGGCUCUAUGACUUUCAGGCGGAGUCGGGAUCGGCUGAUUGCCCAACAAGUAGAUGGCCAUGGGAAGGGGACUGUCGGAUCGAGAAACGAUCAAAAAUGCAUAACCCUUUUUUCCGCUUCCGGACCGCCUCUGACGAUAUUUAAACGUGCAUCAUAUCUGCACCACACCUAAGUUAAGAAGCAUUGGCUAUGUAGGCAAGCGCAAGGUUUAAGUCGAAUUUAGGUCGUGCUAGUGUUUAAACAGUUGGCCCUUGCGUGCCGAGAGGUCGCGUGCAUCCUAUUUUGUAUUAUCCUUAUCGAGCGGAAUUGCAUCGUCGGUGUUGCUAGCCCUCAUAUGUCAGUUUCAUGAAAUGGUUGUAAAUGAAGACCUGACUGUAUGCGAUCACAUGAUACAGUGAGUCGACUGCGUGCAAUGUGAUAAGACAGCUGAUGGAGGUUUCAUGUGCAGCCAUCACGCGCAGCGUAUGGUUUAUUUCGAGCUGUCGUCUAAGCCAAAGGUCCGCACUCGAGAUGAACCACUAUAUGUAUCGAUACGUACCUAUGUAUGUACAGCAAACAUUUCAACUGCUCACUGUAGCAAACCUGCGGGACUUGUCCGUUCAAAACAAACGGCAAAAUCUUUAUAGAUAGAUCAAAAUCACGAACUUAACGUGGCAGAGGCGGCAGUGUCGAACGUCAGCUCUGCUCCAGUCUCCAUACCGACCCUAUAAAUUGAUAAGGUUAACAAGUGUAAAUUUACACAUGCACCAUGAUCAUAUCAAUUAGUUCGGGUAAAUAUACGUUCUAGAUCAUAUUAAGCGAAACAAACGUUUUAUAGCGGGCGUCUUUCGACCGGUUUAGGAGAAUGAAGCAUGCGUCUGUUGAUGUGUCGAAUCCCCCUCGCCAGCUCUCGUACAAACGACAAAAGCUCGCGCGACACCAUCUGAUGCUUACCUUCGAUUCUUAAAUACUAGAAGAAUUAGCUAAGCUUGCUUUCAUGAGCAUUGUGGUGAUUUUCAUGUACCCCUGUUAGAAGAAGAGAUUUCCUGCAGUGUUGUUUGUUCCCCUUCGGCAAGAACGAUACGGUACCAUAACAAAAAUACAUCUGUUAAAUCUUCUAGCACUGAACAAACUCGUUUAGUGAAAUUAAGCGGUAACUGACGAUUGGCCACGUUGUUGCUAUCGGCGCAUGUGAAAAUGUACAUUUAGCUAGACCAAUGCAGUGUCGCCGUAUACGUCGGUUACUGGUCAAAUGCUACAGCCAAAAAAGCAGAUUCGUACCACAUCAUCAACCGCAUCCGGCAUUCGAUCCGAUCAUAAAAUCCCUGCCAUAGAGCAUUUGAAAAAGCUCGGUGAUCUUUCUACAAUAGUCAAUAAUCACGGUCACCUACCUGUUUACGUUAAGACAACGCUAGAAUUGGUGCCUCACAAAGCACUCGACGCUUAUUUCGAAUCUGGCAAACGUGGCCAUAAGCUUCUGUCAGCAAUAUGCUUCAACGCCGAGCUGGAUGAAGUACGCUAUGCAAUUGAAACACUGCGAUUAAACAGGUUGCCACAAGUAAGCACUUCGUCAAGCGAUUGCCAUCUGUGCGCUGUGAUCUCGGCGCUGGGUGCAAACGAGCCCCAACCAGCCGUACUUCAGUAUCUUACUAAACAUGGCUACAAAGUAUCAAGGAAAGCAUUUGUCAUGUGGAGCAUGACACGUGGUGAUAGGAUAUUCCUGUGGCGUUUGCUUGAGCCGCUAAUUAAAUUUGGCCGAAACCAAUUGCCUCCAAUGUCCGAGCUUCUCCACUACAUGACGAUCGACCACAUUAAAGUUUUGCAGAAAUUUGUCCGAUUUGACAUUGGUGAUAUACAUUUCGCAGCGUGCGAAGGCGACAUAUCGGCCGUCGUUGAGAUGAGUGUCAGUUGCCCUGCGGUGACGUGGAAACGACGCCAUAGGCUUGCUGACAUAUUUGAAUUAUGUGAAGUAUCGUGUUAUUUUCGCAGCAGGGAACUUUUCGGACAGCUCAGGUACUUUCGAAAGUCUCUAGAGUUCAGGCCGGGCGCCCGUACCGAUUCGAAAUGGACAUCGUAUGGUAAAUGGAGACUCUUUGAAUCUUCUGAAGAUAUCGACCGCUUAGAGAAGCAAAUGACCGCUGGCGAUUUUGUGGAAACUACCUGGCAAAUACUAUUAGCCGGUUCCAGGCUCAAAUACUCUUCUGAUAUCAUUUGUUCGAAUUUCUUCCAGUCGUUACACGUCAAUGAUUUACAUGAGCUAGCACGCAUGAAGUAUUUCGUGUUAGAUACCGCCGCAUAUUUGAAACCGCGGCUCUGCGGACGGUACGGAGAACUGAAGGAGAAUUUUUUGAGUGGGUUUUGGCAAUACUGCCGAGAUCUCAUAGUUGAGGUAGCUCAGCCAUCGGUAUCCAUCCUACCCGGCUUUUACAACUGCUGCGGCGAGUACCUUCCACUUCAGAGACCGGGACAGGAUCUUAUAUCUGAAUUCGCAGAUGCCGUCGCCCGAAUGGACAUCGAUCGUUUAUUCUCGGAUUUCAUAGAGAUCCAGCAGUGGCGCGAUGAGUGCCUAUUCAUUCUUGCCUUAAUAGUGGUGAACAAACCUAGUCGGCCAGCUGUGUGGACCGUCAUGAAGCUGUUGGUGGGGGGAGCUAGCUUGUUGAUUUUGCCAGGAAAACACGUAAGCACACUUUCCCUACUGUUGAGAGAUCCUCCUAGGCUGCCGGAAUACCUUAGAAAAGAAUUAAUUUCCCGAAUGUGUUGUCAGUUAGAUACCAGUUUGUGGCAGCUUAUGGGCCUUGACGUGGACACUUCAUGCUUCGUAGUUGUCCGUCUCCGCUGCCUUGCCGCGAUUGUGUGUCGACGUGCACUUCAAGACAACCUGAUUGACCUGUCUCAGCAAGACGUACCGGCUUCAGUUGUAGAAGUAGCUCUGGGUCAUCCCGACAAAAAUCAUGAUUAAUGAAGUGUUUAUGUUUUCUUGCAAAUAAUAUUUAUCACCUUCCAGAAGCAAUAUUAUCGUUUCGGCAAUGGUCGAUGCAUGCUAAAGCUAAUGCGAAGAUCCAUGCUUCAAGAACAAGUUUCUCGUACGAGCUUUGUGAAUUUUACCCCGCAGUCUACGAAGACCAAAUGAAAAGAAUAUAUUGGAUUCCCUCGUCGAGGCAAAUAAGAGUGUAAAGUAGCAAGAUUACCCUGAUUGACUUGCUUGGCCCAAAUCAAACGGAAUAAAACUCCGUUGGUUGAACGUCUCUUACGCUAUAUAGUGUCGUCAAUUUGGAAUUGCUCUGAACGUAUACUGAUAUAAAUAUGAUUGAAGAUCACGCUUCUUCAAUAGAGUCGAAGACAGGAGGAAUCGGGAACGCGAAAGUAUUACGGUAGAAUUACGCAUUUCUGGUUUGCAUUGGAUUGAAGAGUUUUCCGGCGCUGUCAUUUUAUUGUAGAUCAAAAAAAUCUAGAGACCACCGACGAGACUGUAAUAUCUAGUGGUGACAACAAUGAAGAAUAGUACGCACGGCAACCACACUCUACUGAUAAUACGCUAGUUUAGAGUAAUAAGACUGCACAGUCCUGAUAAUUUGAUGAAACGUAUUCUACCGCUAACAGUGAGUCGGGGCAAACGCCAAGGGCGAACUAUAGUAUUUUUUCGAAAGCAAUCAUAUUAAAAAACAUUCGCUGCAUAAUUAAAUGAGAAAAAAAUAAUAUGUGACGAAUCACUAUUUGAUGAUAUAUUUGUUAACCCUGACGCAUAUAAUUAGAAAUAGGGCUGGAUUUAUGAUUCAGCCCGGAACAGCUGCUGUAAUGAUUUCAAUAUACAAAAAAGUUCCGUUUUUUUCUUAGUUAUGAUUAAAUUCGGCUCUGCCUCUACUCUUUGCCCCACAGCGAAAAUUUGCAUGGUGCACCGGCAAAACUUAUAGCGAUUUCGACUAAAAAAUUAUCUACCCAAUAGCAGCAUCAACCAACAAGAAAAAAAUAUUUAAAGAUAAUGUUAAAUCAACAAAUAAAAAUAGGCCAUUGUUGUUCUUGAAUUAGGCAAAUCUUCUUCUUUGGGCUACAGCUGGAAAAUAUCUAUAAUAGAAUGGAUUGUCCUCCGCCAGACUCACGAUAUUAAAGACUGUGCACCUGUUUGGCCGGCUACGUGCAGUGAGUGCUCGGUCCCCAGUCACUUCUAUGUCAAUUCGAUACUUAGCUAUAAGAUUGCCACCCGUAAGGUAAUUGACGAGGACCUCGGACACAAACAUGGAACAUUAUCACACGGAUCCUCUUUGAAGAAGAGUGGCGCAUCACUCUCGUUCGCUAUUUUUUU